This is a messenger RNA of Penicillium pulvis, 4530 nucleotides long. RefSeq lists its product as uncharacterized. Gene Ontology annotation, cellular component: membrane. Gene Ontology annotation, molecular function: ABC-type transporter activity; ATP hydrolysis activity; ATP binding. The transcript is spliced from 8 exons. The record is from RefSeq and is a predicted model, not a curated record. Lineage: Eukaryota; Fungi; Ascomycota; Eurotiomycetes; Eurotiales; Aspergillaceae. Gene Ontology annotation, biological process: transmembrane transport. The coding region runs from base 1 to 4530 and encodes 1509 amino acids.
AUGGCUGAACAAGACAAAGAGAAUGAGAUUUCCGAAGCGAGCUCACCUCACGAGCACGAGCAACGCAUCUCUUGCGGCAGCUCCGAAGCACUAGCUGAAGAUGACCGAGCUAUCUUCGCGCACAUGAGCCGCGAAGAGCGUGAGGAACUGAGUCGGAUCGCCUCCAACUUUCCCCGUCAUCGAGCCACCGAGUCCGAUCUGAGUGGAAUGACCGAUGUGGAACGGAAGGAUACACUAGAGGGCUUGGAGCUGGGCGACCCUGUCCUCGAUCCGACCAGCGGCCAGUUCGAUCAUUACAAAUGGGCUCGUAUGAUGCUGAAGAUGAUGGAUAGAGAGGGAGUGCCUCUACGCAAAUCGACUGGCGUGGUGUUUGAGAACCUCAAUAUCUCUGGAUCUGGAUCUGCGCUUCAGUACCAGAAUAACGUGGGAUCGGUUCCCUUGGCCCCGUUUCGUCCACAGGAAUACCUUUCCUGCAUAAACAAGACACCACAAAAGCAGAUUCUGCGGAACUUUGAUGGUGUGCUCAAAAGUGGUGAAUUGCUUAUUGUCCUGGGGCGUCCCGGGAGUGGCUGUUCGACCUUUCUCAAGUCAAUCACUGGAGAACUCCAUGGACUGAAAGUUGAGAAGGGCUCCGAUGUCCAGUUCAACGGGAUUGCUAUGGAGAGAAUGUACAAGGAGUUCAAGGGUGAAGUCUUGUAUAACCAGGAGGUUGACAAGCAUUUCCCCCAUCUUACUGUUGGAGAGACACUUGAAUUUGCUGCCGCAGCUCGGACUCCAGAGAACCGGCUUUGUGGGAUAUCUCGGACGGAGUAUGCCAAGAAGAUUACGCAAGUUGCCAUGACUGUGCUUGGGUUGAGCCAUACAUACAACACUAAAGUCGGCGAUGACUACAUCCGAGGUGUUUCGGGUGGUGAACGAAAGCGAGUUAGUAUCGCUGAGAUGGCUUUAUCUGGAGCUCCUGUGGGGGCAUGGGACAACAGUACCCGAGGUCUGGACUCUGCAAGUGCCCUGGAAUUUGUCAAAGCUCUACGAGUCUCUGCCAAUCUCACCGGUAGCUGUCACUCUGUUGCUAUCUAUCAGGCAUCCCAAGCCAUUUAUGACGUCUUCAACAAGGUGAUCGUCUUGUAUGAAGGACGACAGAUCUUCUUUGGGCGCUGCAGCGAAGCCAGACAGUACUUCAUCGAUAUGGGUUGGGAAUGCCCACCUCGCCAAACGACUGGUGACUUCCUCACUUCGAUUACUAACCCAUCCGAAAGAAAGGUUCGGGAAGGAGUACAGAAUGUUCCUCGGACACCGGAUGACUUCGAGAAGUACUGGAAGAACAGCUUUCAUUAUACGGCGCUCCAGAAAGAGAUCUCCCAGUAUCGUGAGCAUUAUCCAUUAGGGGGAGAAGCUGGAAAAGACUUUGAUGAGACGAAACGGCAACGGCAGGCCAAGCAUGUGCGCCCAAAGAGUCCUUAUAUCAUCACUAUUCCGAUGCAGGUUCGCCUUUGUGUGAAACGCGCUUAUCAACGUAUCUGGAACGACAAGCCAUCUACACUGACAACUGUCAUCGGCCGAAUCGUCAUGUCACUGAUCAUCGGUUCAAUCUAUUUCGGGACCCCGAAUGCAUCUGCUGGGUUCCAGAGCAAAGGUGCAGCGAUGUUCUUCUCUGUCUUGCUGAAUGCUCUUAUCAGCAUCACGGAGAUCAACUCACUUUACGACCAACGACCUGUUAUUGAGAAACAAGCCUCCUACGCCUUCGUUCAUCCGUUUGCUGAGGCACUAGGAAGCAUUGUCGCCGACGUACCAGUCAAAUUUGUAUCAGCGACGAUAUUUAACGUCAUCUUCUAUUUCUUGGCUAGUCUGCGUUAUGAGCCCUCUCAAUUUUUCAUAUUCUUCCUCUUCACCUUCCUCAGCACCCUCACCAUGUCAGGGGUCUUCAGGACACUGGCUGCAUCUACGAAGACUCUUGCACAGGCCAUGUCGAUGGCAGGCGUUAUCGUACUUGCAAUCGUCAUCUACACGGGUUUCGUAAUCACAGCACCCCAGAUGGCUAAGAUUCCAUGGUUCAGCUGGAUUCGCUGGAUUAACCCAAUCUUCUACACAUUCGAAGCAAUAGUUGCCAAUGAAUUCCACGGCCGUGAAUUCGAAUGUUCUUCCUUUGUGCCCGCAUAUCCGACUUUGUCAGGCGACUCUUUCAUUUGCUCUGUCAGAGGUGCCGUUGCAGGAGAAAGAACCGUAUCUGGAGAUUCCUACAUCGAAACCCAAUACAACUACUCUUACGCGCACGAGUGGAGAAACCUCGGGAUUCUAAUUGGGUUCUGGAUAUUCUUCACCUCUCUUUAUCUCAUUGCAUCGGAGUUGAAUUCUUCUACAUCUUCUACGGCUGAGUACCUUGUCUUCCGGAGAGGUCAUGUUCCCGCUCAUCUGCGUCAUCUGGAAAAAGGAGGUGGUAGCACCGCUGAAGUGACACCAAUCUCUAAAGACUCCAAGGAGCAUAAAGAGGACGAAACUUCUGUCAUCCCGACUCAGCAUGACGUCUUUACCUGGCGGAAUGUCUGCUAUGACAUCCCCGUCAAGGGCGGCCAACGGCGUCUUCUGGAUAAUGUAUCUGGAUGGGUCAAGCCAGGCACCCUUACAGCUUUGAUGGGUGUUUCUGGAGCUGGUAAGACAACUUUACUGGACGUUCUAGCAAAGCGCGUCUCUAUAGGUGUCGUAACUGGUGAUAUGCUAGUGAAUGGCAAACCACUGGAUAACAGUUUCCAAAGAAAGACAGGUUAUGUUCAGCAGCAGGAUCUACAUCUUCCUACCACUACUGUCCGAGAAGCUUUACGGUUCAGUGCAAUGCUGCGUCAGCCUAGUACUGUGUCCAAGAAAGAAAAAUACGAGUAUGUUGAGGAUGUGAUAGAGAUGCUUGGCAUGGGAGACUUUUCGGAUGCCGUUGUGGGCGCUCCGGGUGAAGGCCUAAACGUGGAACAAAGAAAGCUGUUAACAAUCGGCGUCGAAUUGGCUGCCAAGCCCGCGCUUCUUAUCUUCCUGGAUGAGCCAACAAGUGGAUUGGACUCGCAGAGUUCGUGGGCUAUCUGCUCCUUUUUGAGAAAGUUGGCCGAGCAUGGUCAAGCUGUCCUUAGUACCAUUCACCAGCCGAGCGCGUUGCUCUUCCAGGAAUUCGACCGUCUUCUAUUCCUUGCUAAGGGAGGUAGAACAGUUUACUUUGGCGAUAUCGGUGACCAGUCACGAACUCUGUUGGAUUAUUUUGAAAGCCACGGAGCUCGGAUUUGUGGCUCUGCCGAGAAUCCUGCAGAGUAUAUGCUCGAAAUCAUUGGUGCUGGAGCCUCUGGAAAAGCCACACAGGACUGGGGAGUCGUGUGGAACGAAAGCCAAGAAGCCAAGAACGUGCAAUCCGAACUGAAUCGAAUCCACGAAGAGCGAGCUUCGGCAACCAGCAACGAUGGAGAAACCCACCAAGGCGAGUAUGCUAUGCCUCUAAGUAAGCAGCUCCUCUACGUGACCCACCGCUCUUUCCAAUCAUUUUGGCGCGAGCCAUCCUACGUGUGGGCGAAGAUCCUGCUAGCAACCUUGUCAUCCUUGUUCAUCGGCUUUACCUUCUUCAAGUCAGAUAGCUCUCUACAAGGCUUUCAAGAUGCGAUCUUCUCGGCUUUCAUGGUGUGCUCCAUCUUCUCCACGCUUGUCCAGUCUAUCAUGCCCAAAUUCGUGGUCCAACGAUCUCUCUAUGAAGUUCGCGAGCGACCCUCCAAAGCCUAUUCAUGGGUAGCUUUUCUCAUUGCGAAUGUCAUUGUCGAGAUUCCAUAUCAGGUAUUUGCUGCGGUUAUCGCUUGGGCAUGCUACUACUUUCCCAUUUAUGGGGCGAAUCAAGCAGCCAACCGCCAAGGCUUGAUGCUUCUGUUCCUGGUCCAAUUUUACAUUUUCACCUCCACCUUUGCCGCGUUUAUCAUAGCGGCGUUGCCGGAUGCCGAGACGGGUGGUACUAUCGCGACACUGUUGUUCAUCAUGACACUUGUCUUCAACGGUGUCAUGCAAGCCCCGAGUGCCUUGCCCGGAUUCUGGAUCUUUAUGUACCGGGUCUCUCCACUGACGUAUUUGAUUGCCGGAAUAACUGCGAACGGGCUACACGGGCGGGCUAUCCAAUGUGCGGCGGCCGAGUUGAGCGUUUUCAAUCCCCCGAGUGGAAUGACUUGUGGUGACUACUUGAAUCCUUACGUUAGUGCGGCUGGAGGGCAGCUUUAUAAUCCUUCGGCCACGAGUGAUUGUCAGUACUGUCAGCUAUCUGUCUCUGAUCAGUACUUGGCUGCGAGUAACAUUUACUACAGUCAACGAUGGCGCAAUUUUGGCAUUGGGUGGGCUUACAUCGGGUUCAAUAUCUUUGGUACAGUGCUGAUGUACUACAUGUUCCGUGUCAAGCACUACAACCCCACGUCUCUGGUUCGUGGUAUUCGCCAGGGUGGCUCGCUUCUUUGUCGGGUUUUCAAGCGGCGGUCUGGAGAGACACCCAAAGGAAAAGAGGACAAAAAUGGGCGUUUGGUAUAA